Messenger RNA from Trichoderma virens Gv29-8, 1872 nucleotides. RefSeq lists its product as uncharacterized. The transcript has a single exon. NCBI's taxonomy places the organism in Eukaryota, Fungi, Ascomycota, Sordariomycetes, Hypocreales, Hypocreaceae. Bases 1 to 1872 code for a protein of 623 amino acids. The record is from RefSeq and is a predicted model, not a curated record.
AUGGAAGACUACCGCUACGAGCAGGAGAGUGCUGAUCCCGACUACGACGACGAAACAAUGUCCCAGCCCGACGCCGCAGACAAUGGCUCGCACGAGGGCCACGACGACGACGUCUUCAGCGACAACAGCCCGCGCAGUUCCAUGGGCUCCAUGUCCGAGGCCGACCCGCGCAAAACGGGCCACGAUGGCCUCCGGUCGCCGCGCAUCUCCGACAUCCAGCAGUACGACGAGGGCGAGUACGCAAAGACCACGCCGCGAUCGUCGCUGAGGUCUACCUCGGCCAAGGUCACCUCGCCCACCGAGGGCUCUGGCAUUCCUCGCUCCGGCCGUCGCAGCGCCCUGCCCACCGUUUCCCGCUUGGGUUCGCCCAGCCUGUCUGCGCAGUACUCGGCCAAGAAGACGCCCCCGCGCUUCAAGAAGAACGACCCGCCGCUGGUGCUUCUGCACGUCACUCUUUUGCCACUGAGGUGGGCGUGGGGCGAUGUUUUGGAUGAGGCCAAGACGAGCGAGCUCAGCGAGGGCGUCAAGACUCUGCGCGAGGCCUGGCGACAGCUCCAGGACACCAUCGGCGACACCAUCCAGGACCGCGGCGUCCUCUUGCCUCACCCGCAGAACGAUUUUGAGGUCAUGGAGGAGCGUCUCCUGGAGGCGCUGGAGCUGCCCUUUAAGAGCCGAGCGCGCAUCCUUGAGUGCGGCCACUAUCUUGGCCCUUCCAAUGAGAUGCCCUUUGCCGACGAGCAUGACAGUGAGGACGACGACACCUACGAUGACGACAGGUCGGCCCGUGCCAGUGUGCCGAAGAAGGACACCCACUGGUGCACCACCUGUUCUUGCGAGAUCCCAGUCGAUGCUCUGGGAGCUGGCAAGAUUUACCGCGUCAAGGUCUAUGCCAGCAACGGCCUGCUGAGGGCUGGUGCGUGGGAGGCCUGCUGGAAGGAGAUGGAGCGCGUCGACAUUGAGCUAGAACCCAUGAUGGACGCCAAGCUCCAGGAUGAGCUGGUGCACCUUGCGGCGCGCCAGGAUAGAGUCAUCCACUCCAAGAGCAGAGCUGGCAGACGACGUCUCUCGUCCCGCGUCCAGGACGUCGAGGACGAGCGGGAGGAGGAAGACUUUGAUGAAACGGCUGCCAGCGAGGGCCAAGAAUCCUUCAUGGCCCAAGGCAGAAGUGCAUCCCGACGAUCGGUGUCGUACGACAAAACAUCGCCUGCAUACCGUGAGAUGAACGGUGGAAAAUCCCGCUCCCAGGAAGACGCUUUUGGCCAGAACAAGACACAGAGCCGCUUCAAGGCUGGCAGUUUCCCCGACAUGGUUGUCAAUGCCUUCAAGAAGCUGUUGGACGACAAGAGGAACUUGGCCAUUCUCCUGUUGAGCGCCCUGACCGUGGUGGUUGCACUCCGUGGCGGCGUCAACAAUCGAUUCUACGACGGCAUCGCCCCCUUCCAGCCCGAAUUGACCGAGUCCUUCGAGACGCCGACCACGGUUGUGACCGAGGAUAUUGGUGAGGGAGAAGCGCAAGUCGGAGAAGACGGCGAGGACUUCUCAUCCACCUCUGGAAUUGAGAAUCUGUUCACAAGCCUGGCCAAGAAUGACGGAGAGAACCCCUGUGCAGAGCCACAGACCGUCGAGAAGUGGAUGACCGCUACUGUUACCCAGAUGAGUACCGUAACACGUACCGACAUGCCACAAGCAGAUGAUGACUUGUUCUCGGAGGGUGAUGAGGAGGAUGAAGAGGAUGACGAGCCUUCGUUCGCAUCCGCAGACGGCCUUUACCUUGGAGAUGGUAUUAUGGAUGAGGAGGAACUCAAGGGUGCUGGUGGAAAUCAGGGGCAGAGUGACUGGCAGUGGGGAAGUCCCUUCAAGUUCCCCUGGUAA